Candida dubliniensis CD36 is the source of this 462-nucleotide messenger RNA. RefSeq lists its product as uncharacterized. The record is from RefSeq and is a predicted model, not a curated record. The coding region runs from base 1 to 462 and encodes 153 amino acids. The transcript is spliced from 2 exons. NCBI's taxonomy places the organism in Eukaryota, Fungi, Ascomycota, Pichiomycetes, Serinales, Debaryomycetaceae.
AUGAAUGGGAGCUUGGAAAACAGAUACUUUAAAACUAGCAAUACUUCGUUAAGGGACAAUUAUCGACGACGAUUCCUACUCGGACACGAACUAUAUAUCAGGCUAUGUUUACUAGAUGACAUUUUCACAUACGAAAUUUUAGAUAUUGGGACUGUUGCUGAUAUCCAUUGCAAACUUAAAAAAUACUUCACAAAUUAUAGAGAAAUCCAAUUUUUUACAAUUAUUUCGUUUGAUUCAACAAUUGAUAUAAUAUUGCGAAAAUACUUGGAAUUUUUCAAAGUGAUUAAACCAGUUCAAAACAAGAACAAUUACGCAUAUACAAACGAUGAAUCAGUCAUUUCAAUACCAUACUUAUUGGGUGACCAUAUUCGUUCCUUAGUUCUCGUGGGCGAUAUGUACUUGGAAUGUGUAUUAAACACAGCUUGUUAUCGUAAUUUCAACGUCAACUUGUACAUGGUAUGA